AUGGCCACCACCAACAAUCAAACACCGUUACUUCGCUGCGAGUCCCCGCCUCCAGACGCCCUGCCAACACCAGCCCUCGGCGCAUGCCCAGAACUCUCUCGCUGCGUGUCGACAACGUCCUCUUGGUCUCAUGGCAGUAACGAUGCCAACUCCCGGGAUUCCCUCGGCAUCGAAAACUACAACAACCGCCAUUCCACCGGCAACCUCGACGUCACGAGCAUGAAGCAGCGCCGCGACGUAUCGACUUCGAGACACUCUAGCUACAACCUCGAUGGCCGAAGCCGUCGUCGUGGUUACAUGCGACCACAAGGAACAGAUUUCGCCGAGAGCGCACGAUCUCGUGAGAGUGUCAUGAGUCUCGGCAGUAUCGCACAUCUGCAGUACUACUUCGCUAGAACAGGCCUACUUGACGGCAAGGGUGGCCAACUGGCUAGAAAGAAACAGCAACGUGCAACUCUCGAUCUUUCAUCUUUGGAUACCAACACCGGCUCAUUGCCCAACAUUGCCGGUUCAGAUGUCGAUUCCUAUGCUUCCACAAGCAGUAGCCCAGACUUUAGCUCAGAGGGAUUCGGCAAUGACAUCGUCGAAUCCCCAACCGAAGAGAUGGAGGAGUUCUUUGAUGACACCUUCAGCGAUGUUGGAGGCAACAUGCUUCCCCCAACUGUGAGCACUUACCACCACCGAGAAAACGUGGUCCCGAAGCCACCUACCAUUGAGGAGCUCAAGUUUGAGCUUGAACAAGCGCUUGGUGAUGCAAAGGAUGCUUUGGACGAAGUAGAGGCGCGAAGAGUCGGCACUUUUAAGCCUCCGGCCGAUGCCCCUGAAUACCCAAACAUGCCAAAAGAGCACACCCAGGGAUGGUAUGAGCUCCAGGGAAUGCACAUUCUAGAUGUUGCGACACUGGCCAUUCGCGCAGCAAAGAUGUACUACACAGCCCAUGAGCUGCCCGACCGCCUUGACUCUAUUAAACCUGAGAAGCAGGUCAGAGCGGACCUUUUGGGUGUGAUGGAGACUCUCAGACAGAUGGCCACUAGAAAUUUCAAGGAAGGCAUGAAAGAGGAGGAGACCAAGACCAUGACCAACUGGAUCGACAGUGUGUUUGACAUCUUGAAGCAGGAACAAGAGAUCGAGGAUGCAGAGAUUGCUGAGCGGGAUGGAUGGAUCUGGCUCAAGGGCGACUGGACUGGCCGUGAGUUGGAGCGAGAGCGACAGUUCCUCCUCUCCAUGGACACAACCUCUGAGCCCCUGCCCGAGUGGAAGCCCAUGUCUGCUACAGACGAAAAGCCCACGCCUUUCCUCGAAGCUAUGCAGGACGGUGUUCGACUUGUCAAGCUUCACAACGCCGUUGUACACAAAUCACGAAGACGAUUUGGGGCUAUCGGAUCAUACCACACCGAUACCCAGAAGCCCUACCGCUGUGCCGACAACCUGCGAUACUGGGUCAAGGCGGCCGAAUUGCGCUUUGAGGUCAUGCUCAAGGUUGACGUUUUGGCUGUUCAGUACAACACAUCCCCUCAGGCCUGGGUAGAUUUUGAGGCAGCCAUUCUCAAGUGGUCUCGCCAUGUUCGCGACGAGGUCACCCGUGAGCUGGAGCUAUAG
This is a messenger RNA of Fusarium pseudograminearum CS3096, 1599 nucleotides long. RefSeq lists its product as uncharacterized. The transcript has a single exon. Lineage: Eukaryota; Fungi; Ascomycota; Sordariomycetes; Hypocreales; Nectriaceae. The record is from RefSeq and is a predicted model, not a curated record. Bases 1 to 1599 code for a protein of 532 amino acids.